ACGAAAAUAUGACAAGUUCUAAUGUUGAAUUCACAGAAGAGGUUUUCAAUUUCAUCAGGCUAUCCUCUUUGUUAGACUUUACAAAACUCCCCCUAAUUUAUCUUCUGGAAACAGAGGAACCGCUUGGAUGUCUUUUGAAACGAAAACGAAAGAUUCUUGAUCGGCUAGUGAAAAUAAACAAAAUAUAUCAGGAUGAAAAAAAGAUUCUCGGAGAAAUCAAAGGUUCUGCAGAUCCUGACAAACUUGAUGUCCGUUUGUUGUGUGUGUUGGUCAGAAAUAUAGGCACUGUUCCCCCACCAGAAAAUGGGUGGGCAAAGAAAAAACUGAAAGCAGAAGAUAAAAGCAUUGGAGCAGAUGUUAUUCGAAUCGGGGACAUAAGAAAUGAUUGUCAUCACCUGCCAUCGUCUAAUAAAAUAACGAGGGAAAAGUUUGAUGAUAUAUAUCCCAGACUUAAGGAGAUUCUGAAGAGACUUGUGCAUGAAACACCACAUGAAAAUGCGUUUUUGUCCUUGGUAUGCCGUCUCGAUACUCCCGAUUUUGCAACAUCCGAAUGUGCCAAAAGAUUGUCACUAGACAAAGUCAUCCAUAAAUGGAAAAAGAACACUACCAGACAGGAGUCUUUGGAGGACAGGCCCGAACCAGACAUAGAUGACUCGAAUGAAGAAAACGAUUCAUGUCCAUUCCUUGAUGCUAUUCUGGCAAACAAUAUUGAAACAGUUCGGACCUUGGCGAAAUCCCAAACACAAACUGGUAUAGAGGAAGGCGUGUGGAGGGCAUGCUUAAAAGGAAACCACAAAAUAUUCGAAAUCUUAACAUCGAAUGGCCAAUUAAUCUCUUUGAACCACCGAGAUCUAGCAAAAGCAUGCCGUGGUGGAUCCAAAGAAAUUGUGAAACAAAUACUGGAACGAAUGAGUUCCAAUAGUUUACUGGAUCACGUGAAAGACGAAUCGGUUUUUAAACGUUGCUGUAUUCAUUAUGCAGCAAAUGGAGGUUUUCAGGACAUUGUGGAAUGUCUAAUUAAAACAAAUGAAAAAUUCCUGUUGACUACUGACAAAUUCAAUAAUAAUGCCCUUCAUUUCGCCUGUAUGCGGGGGCACAUUGAGGUGGUGAGGGUGAUACUGAAGUCAGAAAAGGGAAAGAAACAAAUUGGUGAUCUGAAUGGCAAAGGAUUAACCCCACUCCACUGCGCAGCUUAUUUUGGAAAACUGUUCACUGUUCAGCUCUUGUUAGAGGGAGGCGCUGACAAAAAUUCCAAAGACCGCCAAGGGAGGAGUGUAGUGAAAUGGUGCACUAUGGGUCAAGAGCAGAGUAUUCAAUGUUCUUGGUAUGAUUCGGAAUUCAAUCUUUUACCCGCAACUUAUGGUUCCCAUCUGGAUUAUGAACAAAUCAAAAUCAUCCUCGGAGAUUUUAAUCUUUGA
This is a messenger RNA of Saccostrea echinata, 1418 nucleotides long. Its product is annotated as ankyrin repeat domain-containing protein 17-like. The record is from RefSeq and is a predicted model, not a curated record. The coding region runs from base 9 to 1418 and encodes 469 amino acids. Gene Ontology annotation, molecular function: protein binding. NCBI's taxonomy places the organism in Eukaryota, Metazoa, Mollusca, Bivalvia, Ostreida, Ostreidae. The transcript is spliced from 4 exons.